Molecule: messenger RNA, 4150 nt
Organism: Pelobates fuscus (common spadefoot toad)
Lineage: Eukaryota; Metazoa; Chordata; Amphibia; Anura; Pelobatidae
Gene: NOS3
Product: nitric oxide synthase 3
Exons: 26
Coding region: 120-3647 (1175 amino acids)
Biological process (GO): nitric oxide biosynthetic process
Molecular function (GO): nitric-oxide synthase activity; heme binding; FMN binding
Source: RefSeq, a predicted model, not a curated record
AAUUUGGGAAGGGCUCCUCCUUAGUAUUGUUAUAUGGGGGAAGAGGAAAAGGCAGUUCCUGUCUUACACUUACACUGCAAGGGUGACAGUCCUGCUAAGUGCCGAGCGAGAGAGACACAAUGGGUACCUCUACUAGCCGCUUCAAAGAGCUGCAAGCCCCUUUCUCAUUAAACUUCUGCCGCAAGGAGGGGAGUCUGUCUGAGGAGGAGGUAACACUGACUGAGAAGGCGAGUACCAGCUCUACCAAUGGAGGCCACGUCCAGACCCAGAAGUGUAUCCGUGUCAAGAAUUGGGAGAACUGCACCCUCUCGUACGACACGCUCAAUGUGCAGGCUGAGCAGGAUGUGGCGUGUACUAAGGCCCGGUGUCUGGGGUCUGUGAUGUUUCCAACGCAGAUGACAUGUCCUCUCCCACAGGGUCCAAAGUCUGAGGAGGAUCUUGUGCCCAAAGCCAAGGACUUUAUCAAUCAGUAUUUCAGUUCCAUCAAAAGGUCCCAAUCUAAGGCUCACCUAGAGCGCCUCAAAGAGGUGGAACAAGACAUCGCAUCCAGUGGGACCUACCAGCUGAAGGAGACUGAGCUGGUCUUUGGAGCCAAGCAAGCCUGGCGGAACGCUGUGCGCUGUGUGGGCAGAAUUCAGUGGUCAAAGUUACAGGUGUUCGAUGCGCGAGAAUGUAGUACAAGUCAGGAGAUGUUCACCUACAUCUGUAACCACAUCAAAUACGCCACCAACAAGGGCAACAUCCGAUCUGCCAUCACAAUAUUCCCUCAGCGGAAAGACGGAGCGUCUGAUUUCCGGAUCUGGAACAGUCAGUUAAUUCGUUAUGCAGGGUACAGACAAGCGGACAACAGUGUGGUGGGGGAUCCCGUAAAUGUGGAGUUAACAGAGCUUUCUGUACAAUUAGGUUGGAAACCAAAGGGUGGUAGAUUUGAUGUAUUACCUCUCUUACUUCAAGCCAAUGGAGAUGAUCCAAAGCUGUAUGAUAUUCCUCCAGAACUUAUCCUGGAAGUUCCACUACGACACCCAACAUACGAGUGGUUUGCUGAGCUGGGCUUGAAGUGGUAUGCGUUACCUGCCGUUAGUAGCUCACUGCUGGAAAUUGGGGGCUUGGAGUUCCCAGCUGUGCCCUUCAAUGGCUGGUAUAUGGGGACAGAAAUUGGAAUGCGGAACCUGUGUGAUCCUUACAGAUACAAUAUAUCAGAGGAGGUAGCUAAUCAUCUAGGUCUGGACACAAAGAAGACCUCCUCUCUGUGGAAGGAUAAAGCAGCCUUGGAGAUCAAUAUUGCUGUUUUAUACAGCUACCAGUGUGAAAAGGUGACCAUCGUGGACCACCAUGCAGCCACAGAAUCAUUUAUGAAACACAUGGAACAUGAGAACCGACUGCGUGGUGGGUGUCCAGCGGAUUGGGUUUGGAUUGUCCCACCAAUGUCUGGUAGCCUUACCCCAGUGUUCCACCAAGAGAUGGUCAAUUACCACCUAUCUCCUUCCUUCCUGUACCAGCCGGACCCAUGGAAGCAUCACAUCUGGAAAGGUUCGCAAAGCACCAUCACCAGGAAGAGAACUUUCAAAGAGGUGGCCAAUGCAGUGAAAUUUUCAGCUAAACUGAUGGGUAAAGCCAUGGCAAGAAGAGUAAAGGCUACUAUUCUCUAUGCCACCGAGACUGGACGAUCGGAGACCUAUGCUCAGAAUCUCUGUACGAUUUUCAGAUACGCCUUUGAUCCAAGAGUGAUUUGUAUGGACCAGUAUGACACCGUCAACUUGGAGCACGAGACCCUAGUGUUGGUGGUGACCAGUACGUUUGGUAACGGGGAUCCUCCAGAAAAUGGCGAGACCUUUGCUCGGGAAUUGAUGGAGAUGACAUCCCCGAAUGUGGCUGCCCUUCAGCCAGAGCAGCAGAAGAGCUACAAGACUCGAUUUAACAGUGUGUCGCAGACAGAUCUACUUGUCACGUCAUGGAAAAAGAAACGGAAAGAAUCAAGUAAUACUGACAGUGCAGGCCCAUUGGGGACACUCAGGUUCUCUGUGUUUGGCUUGGGUUCUCGGGCCUAUCCUCACUUCUGCGCCUUUGGGCAUGCAGUCGAUACAAGGCUGGAGGAGCUCGGUGGGGAACGUAUUCUGGAGAUGGGGGAAGGUGAUGAAUUGUGUGGACAGGAGGACUCAUUCCGAAUUUGGGCCAAAGCCGUGUUUAAGGCCGCCUGUGACACCUUUUGCGUUGGAGAUGACACAGAUAUGAAUAUUAUUGACUUCUUCAAGGCCAAGAGCAGCUGGCAGAGGUCCAUGCACCGGCUGUCUAUCCAAGCUUCCUCUCCAGACCUUAUUACAGGCCUGUCUCAGGUUCACAGACGAAAAGUUUAUGAAGCAAAAUUAAUUUCCAAGGACAACCUGCAGAAUGAGAAGUCCAGUCGUUCCACCAUCUUGGUCCAGUUCAGCACUGAGGGUCAGAAGGAGUUGAGGUACUCACCUGGAGACCACUUAGGGGUUUUCCCCUGUAAUCGAGAGGAGCUGGUUAUGACUCUUCUGGAAAGGGUGGAGGAUCCCCCACCGGCCAAUGACACUGUGCUCGUGGAGACUCUUGAUAAUGACUCAAACAGGUACAUCACUGGAAAUAAGAUGAGCUGGGUCUGUGAUACCCGGAUACCUCCCUGCACCCUACGACAAGCACUGACCAAUUAUCUGGACAUCACCACCCCCCCUACACCCCAACUCCUGCAACUCCUGAGUAUUCUCUGCGAAGAGCCAGACGAGCGGAAAAGAUUGGAGACCCUCAGCCAGGACUCCCGCCUGUACGAAGAGUGGAAAUGGUACAAAUGUCCAACACUGGUUGAGGUUUUGGAAGAAUUUCCCUCGAUUUGUGUCCCAAGCUCACUGCUGCUCACACAGCUCCCUCUGCUCCAGCCUCGCUACUAUUCUAUCAGCUCGUCAUCCGAUGCCUUCCCUGAGCAGAUCCACCUCACCGUGGCCGUGGUAUCGUACAACACGCAGGAUAACAAGGGACCCUUGCAUUUUGGUGUGUGUUCUACAUGGCUGGACCAGUUGCCCCCCGACAGCCCCAUCCCAUGCUUUGUCCGUGGUGCUCCGACCUUCCACUUGCCGGAUGACAUUAUGGCUCCGUGUAUUCUGGUGGGUCCUGGAACCGGUAUCGCACCUUUUCGUGGCUUCUGGCAACAGAGACUCUACGAUAUUGAAAAAAAAGGUCAAGUUCCUGGAGAAAUGACAUUGGUCUUUGGCUCUCGGUGUGCUGAACUUGACCAUAUUUACAAAGAGGAAACACUUGAAGCCCAGCAAAGAGGAGCCCUGAGCAAAAUCUACACAGCUUUCUCCAGACAGCCCAACACACCAAAGACCUAUGUGCAGGACAUUCUACGCACACAACUCGCCUGUGAAGUUUAUGAUGUACUAUGUAAGGACCAAGGACACAUGUAUAUUUGUGGUGAUGUGACAAUGGCCACAGACGUCCUGCAGACAGUACAGCUCAUUCUGGUUUCUCAGGGUGAUAUGAGCAUUGUUGAGGCUGGAGACUUCAUUGGCCAGCUACGGGACCAGAACAGAUAUCAUGAGGACAUCUUUGGCAUCACAUUAAGGACCCAGGAAGUAACGACUCGUGUUCGCUGCCAGUCCAUGUCACUCCAGGAGAAGAGAGAAACGUGACGAUGAGAACCACGCUACAUCAUAUGCAUUCAUGGACACUACAGAGUAGACAUGUAGGGACAACAUACCAUUCCCCACGAGAUUACUUAUAUAUAGUUACAUAGCUGAAAAGAGACUUGCGUCCAUCAAGUUCAGUCUUCCUCACAUGUUUUUGCUGUUGAUCCAAAAGAAGGCAAAAAUAUGACGCCAAUAUAGUUUGUAGCGAUUUACAGUGGGAUCAAAUGCAAACUUAUUAACCCUUUACAAUGGACAUUGAAUCAUAAAGGGCUGCCAUAUUGCCAAACCCGUACCACAAACACCAACCUCGUGCCAUGAUCGAAAACCUCAUACCACUAUCAUUGACCCUGUUUCACAACGCCAACCUCAUACCAUUAUCAACCCCGUACCACAACACCAACCUCAUACCAUUAUCAGCCCCGUACCACAACACCAACCUCAUACCAUUAUCAGCCCCGUACCACAACGCCAGCCUCGUGCCAUGAUCGCCAACAUCAUACCAUGAU